Telopea speciosissima is the source of this 926-nucleotide messenger RNA. RefSeq names its product vacuolar iron transporter 1. Gene Ontology annotation, molecular function: iron ion transmembrane transporter activity; manganese ion transmembrane transporter activity. Gene Ontology annotation, biological process: intracellular manganese ion homeostasis. The transcript is spliced from 4 exons. The coding region runs from base 60 to 788 and encodes 242 amino acids. The record is from RefSeq and is a predicted model, not a curated record. Lineage: Eukaryota; Viridiplantae; Streptophyta; Magnoliopsida; Proteales; Proteaceae. Gene Ontology annotation, cellular component: vacuolar membrane.
CUUAAUUUCUUCCAUCUCUUCUUCUUCGAAAAUUCUUAUUUCAGAUUCUGUAUCGAGCAAUGGCGGAUGGAAAAGACGCAGAAUCGCAGACGAAGCUGCUUAACCAGCACGAGGAGAAGCACUUCUUGGCAGGAGAGAUCGUGAGAGACAUCAUCAUGGGCGUUUCCGACGGUCUCACUGUUCCCUUCGCUCUCGCUGCCGGUCUCUCCGGUGCCAACGCUUCUUCGUCCGUCAUCCUAACCGCCGGUCUCGCUGAGAUUGCCGCCGGCGCCAUCUCCAUGGGACUUGGAGGGUAUCUAGCCGCCAAAAGCGAGGCCGAUCAUUACGUGAGGGAACAGAAGAGAGAGCAAGAGGAGAUCAUCAGAGUCCCUGAUACAGAGGCGGCGGAGGUGGCGGAGAUACUUUCGCAGUAUGGACUGGAGCCUCAUGAGUAUGGGCCAGUCGUGAACGCACUUCGGAAGAAGCCUCAGGCAUGGCUUGAGUUCAUGAUGAAGUUUGAGCUCGGAUUGGAGAAGCCAGACCCAAAGAGAGCCUUACAGAGUGCAGUGACGAUUGCCAUUGCCUACAUCGUAGGAGGAAUUGCACCUCUUCUGCCUUACAUGUUCAUACCCAUAGCCAAGAAAGCUACAUUGGCAUCGGUCGGCCUAACCUUAGUUGCAUUGUUAAUCUUUGGUUACGCCAAGGCCCACUUCACAGGUAACAAGCCCUUUCAAAGUGCCAUCCAAACGGCAUUAAUCGGUGCCAUUGCUUCUGCUGCUGCUUUUGGAAUGGCUAAGGUGGUAGCCUGAUCAAUGUGGAGGAAUAUUGGACAUGGGUUCUCUCUUAGGAGUGAGUUAGUUUUAUUUUCUCUCUUGUAUGAUAUGCUUCCCAUAAUCGCAAUAGUUUGAGAUACUGCACGAAAUAAGUAAGUUGCUUUGUUUAAUUGA